Hippocampus comes (tiger tail seahorse) is the source of this 4300-nucleotide messenger RNA. Its product is annotated as storkhead-box protein 2-like. The record is from RefSeq and is a predicted model, not a curated record. Gene Ontology annotation, cellular component: cytoplasm; nucleus. NCBI's taxonomy places the organism in Eukaryota, Metazoa, Chordata, Actinopteri, Syngnathiformes, Syngnathidae. Gene Ontology annotation, molecular function: RNA polymerase II transcription regulatory region sequence-specific DNA binding. Gene Ontology annotation, biological process: regulation of transcription by RNA polymerase II.
AUUUUCUAAAAUUGGCUUAAAGGUAUUAAUUGAUAGUUUCUCUUGAAAAUAUUGCUUUGAGUCGCCGUCGAAUUUUUACUUUAAAAGUUGAAACUCGACCAAUGAGACGUUUACUGAAAGGUGAACUUAACUUAUCUCUCAGUAUAUGCUAUUAAUUCAACACUGUUCUCAACCCUGUUUAGAUAUUUGGUGAUAACCUAAAAACCGAUUAAUGUAUAUUGUUUAAACCGAAAAGAUUGCGAUUUUAUCGAUGGUUUUGACGCCUUUUCGCACUAGAGUUGACAGAUUUUCGAGUAUUCUUGAAUGCAACACAAUCACCGCACUUGCCAGCUCUAAAGUUGUCCCAGAAUGAGCAAAACGACGGUAUACACUUCUCCUCGUUUUGACAGAAUGGAGCUGUUUCGGAAUCGGGAUCGUGACUGUGAACUUCGCUGAUGGAGGAGAAAGUGCUCGGGAUCGCGCCGCACUCGCUGGCAGUGGUGCUGUCGAGGCUGAGCGGCCACCGUGAAGACGACACCUCGGUGCCAGCACCAUCGGCGGUGCCGGCGGGGUACCAGGUGUUUGCGGACUUCAAGGCCACCAACAUGGGGCAUUUCUGGAACCAGGCGCUCACCCGAGCCCUGGCCGAGGUCUUCUUCCUGGGCUGGCUCGACGAGCAUGUGCUGCUCAUCCGCGGCCGUGAAGACCACCUGCAAGUGCUCAGGAACGGAUGGACAAGAAGGACCCUGAAGGCACCGCCGGGCUUCCACAUCACCUCCAUCGGUGACGUGUCGCCCAUCAGCAUGUCGCCCAUCAGCCAGUCCCAGUUCAUCCCGCUGGGCGAGAUCCUGUGUCUGGCCAUCUCGGCCAUGAACGCCGCGCACAAGCCCGUCAGCCAGGAGGCUCUGGUGGAGCACCUCACCGCCAGCUUCCCAGGCGUGCCGACACCCAGCUUGGAGGUCCUGCGACACACCCUGAACAUGCUGGUGCGAGAAAGGAAGAUCUACCCGACUCCAGAGGGCUACUUCAUGUCAGGUAACGUCACGCCGUCCUCGCCCGUUUGCCUUUCGGAGAGGCCCCCCCGCAAGAAUCACAAUGACUCGUACGCUUCCCAACGCGAGGAGGCGCCCAGGCUUCAGAGUAAGACGCCAAAGGAGCAGCAGAAGUCCGAAGCCCAAACGAGUAAGACCCCGAAGGACCGCGGCGGCGGCGGCGAACCUCUGGCGAGCAAGGAGCACCGUGGAGAACCGCCGUCCUACCCCUACCCGCCUCCUCUCACAUCCCCCCCUGUCCAGCGAGCGUCCCAAGAUCCGGCAGACAAGAGCAAAGGCGUCCCAUCGUUCCCUUACAAAACGGACACCCUGACCAAAAAGAAAGAGGGCAGCGCGAGCGGCGAGAAACAAUCCAAGCGGUUCGGUCUGCGCCUCUUCCGGCUGAGCUUCAAGAAGGACAAGAUGAGGCAGCUGGCCACCUUCUCGGCGCAGUUCCCGCCGGAGGAGUGGCCGCUGCGCGACGAGGACGCGCCCGCCGCGCCCCCCAUCCCCCGCGAGAUCGAGAUGGAGAUCAUCCGGCGGAUCAAUCCCGACCUGACGGUGGAGAACGUGGCCCGGCACACGGCCGUGAUGAAGCGGCUGGAGGAGGAGCGCGCGCAGAGACACAAGACGGGCUCGUCGGCGCAGCACAGCGCCCGCAGCCGACGGGGCCGCGGCCACCGGCGGGCCCCGCACGGUAAGUCUCGCUCGCACAGCAAGCCGCGGACCUCCCGGGGGGAGCCGUCGGAGGGUUCGAACUGGGAUCUUCUUUUCAUGGAAAGGGAUUACCGUUUCUUCAGCCACUCGCUGGUGCGCUCCCCUCGGGAGGCCACGUACACCCUGGAGCGCCGGCGGAGCGGCGGCGCCACGUACCUCGUCCACAGCAACCCCAACAUCACCGAGUCGUACUGCCCCGUCACGCCCGAGUGGGACGUGUCCGGGGAGCUCGCCAAGAGGCGGACGGAGAUGCCCUUUCCCGAGCCCUCGCGGGGCACCUGCCAGUCCAGGGUGCAGAGGAGUCACAGUCACAAUCAGGACCGCAAGUCGCGCCACGACCGCUCGGAGCGGGCCAAGGAACGAUCGCGCUCCAUGGACAACUCCCUCAAAGGCCCCUCGCUCGGCCCGCCGGAAGACUUUGAGGCCGGACCGGACGAGCGCGGCCACUACUAUACGGACGACGGCACCCUGCGCGCCACCCAGAAGUCGGGCCACUACUCAAGGAUCACCUUCUCUGCUGCGAAAUUCCACUCCGAUUUCAAUGUGCCUGAUUUGGGGAAAGGGAGCGCGGACGAGUUGCGGCUCCGCGGGACGACGGAGAGGAACAAGAGCAGAGACAGCCUGCCGACGUACAACGAGCUCAUGGGACUUUCUCCAAAGCCCUCGACGGACGAGUACUUCCAGUGCAAUACGUCAAACGAAACAAUCCUAACCGCCCCCUCGCCUCAGGCAAAAUCAGAAUAUGACACGUUAACCUCAUCGGGAGGACGCCGAAAGGGCUCUCCGGCCGACCGCCAAACGCCUCGCCUCACCUCUCCGCACAAGAUGGAGUACAAGGAGGACGCGUCGGCGACAAAGGGACAAAACGCCGGCGGCGGCGGCGGCGGCUCGGUGCGACUGACGCCCAGCCAGACGCCGGAGCCGGCGCAGAGUGCCCGCCUGACGCCGCACCAGCACAACGUGGACCCCGGAGGGGGCGGCGGCGGCGGCGGAAGCAUGUCCAUCAAGAGGAAGGAGAUCUUUAGCAAGGACACCUUGUUCAAACCCCCACACAACGCCUUGUCCGCAGGCUACGCCGACAGCUACACCAAGUCUGGCACACCGCGGAAAGCCUCGCACGGCAAAUCAACAGAGGCCCUCGACAAUCCCGAGCCCCAGCAGCCUUCCAAUUCGGCCGCGUCCUCGGCUUCGCCCGCGCUGCUCCAGGGCUGCUUAGAGCCCGCCAUCCCGUCCGCCUCCUUCGACUACUACAACGUCUCAGACGACGAGGAUGACGAGGAGGCGGAGGGGGACUCGCACAAGGACUUGGUCGCGGCGGAGGAUGGUGAGGACCGUCGAGAGGCGGGUGGCAACGGCGGGGGGAGCGGCACCGGCGGAGGCGCCGUUGUGGGCGGCGGCGGCGGCGGGGACGGAACCAUCAAGUGGUUACUGCAGCGGGAGAAGGAGCAUGAUCUGCAGCGCAAACUGGAGACCAAUCUCACCUUGCUCAGCCCCAAGGAGACGGAGAACGGCGGCAGCCAGAAGUCAGCUCACUCGGCUCGCUUGGACAGCAUGGACAGUAGCAGCGUCACGGUGGACAGUGGAUUCAACUCACCGAGGACGCGCGAGAGCCUGGCGUCCAACACGUCCAGCAUCGUGGAGAGCAACAGGCGGCAGAACCCGGCGCUGAGCCCCGGGCACCACGUGGGCCCGGGCGGCGCGGGGCUGCCCUUCAGCUUCCGCGCCAUCCCCGAGCCGCCCGCCGCGCCGCCACCCGACAAACUCCAAAAGCCCGCCAACUGCCUGGCCUCCAUCACCAGCGUGUAGACGCCGCCUCAAGUCAGCCAGUGGCCUCCCUUCUUUGGUUUUGCUUUUCUUUCGUUCGCUUCUGGUGUCACACACAUUCACACACCUGGGACUGUUACAAACAAAAACAAAACAGGCAUGGCUUCGAGAGACUGUUCCCCCAGCUUCAACAGGAACCUGACUGCAAAAAGUCAAAUCAUAAUAAUAAGGAAAGGCCAGAAAACUUCAUCGAAGACUUUUUUGGGGGUGACUUAUAACGGAGAUUUACCGGUAUUGGAAAGUAGUAGAGUAUAGGAAUUCAAGUACCAUUUGGAAGCUUUUUCUAUCACCUCAUGUCCAAUUCAGUGUUCUUCUUCCCGAACGAAGGCUCGCCGGAUCAGCACAAUGAGGAGAUCGCCACAAGAAGAAGACGAAAAGGAGGGAAAAUUGAAAAAUUAUAAUGAGAUAAGUCCGCUCGGGUUUGUGUGGCUCAAUGCAAACGAUGUAAUGUAUACUCCAUACUUUUGAUAUUCUAAUUAUUAUAAUGGUGGUAUUAAAGAUGCUAUGUGACCAAAAAAAAGCAGGUUUGGACAAAAUGGCCUCCAUCCUUACACUUGAUAUUUUGUUCGUUAGCAGAAGAACUGUUUUGAAGUAGCCCGGCUCCUUUCGCAAAAAAAAAAAAAAAAAAACUCGCAACUGGGACAAAUCCAGUUCGCUGCGACCCGAAUGAGUUUAACUUGUAUAGAAAAUGAAUGCUCGAGGUCUCGGGUGAUGUCAGGCGAACCCGCCGGCUUAUAUUAAAAAAAAAA